AUGAACGGCUCGUCACGACCCUCCUUUGACCCCUCGCGCCUCACUAAGGCCUCGGUCGCCGACUACUCCUCAUCAGCAUCCGAAUCCGAGGACGACUACCUCGCCCCGGGACUCGAUGCCGACAAUGAUUUCGGCGAUGCCAAUCCUCGAAAGCGACGUCGGUUAGGAGGCAACAGCAAGGAAAAGGCUGCGCUGGGCAUCUUUGGGUCCGACAGUGAGGAUGAUGGGCCAGCAAGGAAGUGGAAGAGAAAGACACUCAGGAGUAAAGGAAUGAGCUUUGUCGCCACAGGCGCGGGAGAUCGAGACGACAGCGACACUGGAGGAAGGGACCAAGCCGAUGACGACUCCGAAGACGCUAGGCCUAUGAUCGGGAACAACACUCAGGAUCAGGACGAGGAAGACGACGACGACGACGACGACGACAGAGGGGUUGGGCUUGGGUUUGGCGGCGCAUCCCGUAUGAUGGGGAAGUUUGGGAACUCACAAGACACUCCACAAGAGGCUAGCGGAGGUUCACCGUCCUACCCGACAUUUCGGACCAAGUUUAAUGGGAAGAAUCCCUUGGGGAUGGGAUUUGUCCCAUCCUCUUCCCGCCAACCCGUUUUGAACGACCCAGGAAACAAUGGCAGUCCGACGCCGAGAAACAAACCACAACCUAGCGCCUUUGGAGCCAAGGGGAAGGUUAACGCCAAAUCCUUCGGUGCUCGAAUGAUGGCAAAGAUGGGCUACCAAGAGGGCAAAGGUCUGGGCAAGGAGGGCCAGGGCCGAAACAUCAUCAUCGAGGCCAACUUGCGGCCACAGGGUGUUGGAUUGGGCGCUGUCAAAGAGAAGUCGGAACAAGAGCGAAAGGAAGAAAAACGACAGGCUCAGAUGCGCGGGGAGGUCGUUGUAGACUCUGACGAAGAAGAAAAGAAGAGAAGACGGAAGAAGGCUAAAGCUAAGACGCUUGGAAGCGCCUUUGAUAGCGCCGCCAGCACCCCGAGACGCCAAAAGACCAAGUACCUCACGGCCGAGGAGCUCAAGGCUACGGCGCCUGGUCUCCACAUUCCUGACGCUUUCGCCCCAAUCCUCGAUAUGACUGGACCCGGAAGCAAGAUGCUGACUUCAACGAGCGGUAUUAUGACACCAACAACCGGAACAGCUACUCCGGAGUCGACAGAAGUUAUUGAAGCAAGAAAGUUGGUUAAGCGGGCCCAAGCAGAUCUCCUUGCCUUUUCCGAUGAGUGGAAGAGCUUAGAGGAACGAAAGACGUGGAUCGACUUGGAGUUGAAGGAAAAAGAGCAGGAGAUGGACGACCUGGGCUCCGAUCUCGGGAGACUCCAAGUUUUCUCGGAUCUUGUGACUGGCGAAGUUGCGACUGCCGACUGGGAGCAACUUAUUCUCUGUCUCCAGAAAGCCCUUGAGCUUGGAGUGGCCCAAGCUGAGGUUGCCGACAUUGCGGUUGCAGCGGUUCACCCAUUUCUGCGAGAUGCAGACUGGAAUAUUCUCAAAGAGCCAACCCGAUUCGCCUCGGACCUGACAGGUCUUUCCCGUCUAUUGAUGCCAUCGGAUGGUAACCAAAAGUCGCUCGGAAAGUGGCAUUCUUCUGAAAUCAACAAUAAUGAUGUUUACAGAAGCCACCAUAAAGCCACCACUGCUUUCGAGAGCAUGAUGUACAAGAACUGGCUGCCCAAGGCGCUUGCGGCAGUCCGUGCUUGGGACGUCCUCGAACCGACACCUAUGCUUAGCAUUCUGGAAGCUUGGGAUGAGUUGCUCCCGCCCUUUGUUCGGGCCCAGUUUAUCGACAACAUCACCCGGAAGCUAGAGACUGCUGUGUCAGACUGGAAUCCCAGAAAGAGGCGUCAGAGCCAUCAUUUACCUCAUAUUUGGCUAUUCCCUUGGCUUCAGCAUCUUCCGUCAUACCACUUAGACCCUCGGGGAACUGGACUCGUCGCUGAUGUCAGAAGAAAGUUCCGGCAACUGAUUGACUCGUGGGAGUUCGAGCGAGGACUUUUGCCCGGGCUGACACAGUGGGAAAGUGUGCUCGGAGAUCAAUGGCGGCCUCUCGUUAUGUCACAUGUGCUCCCGUCUAUGGGCAAGUACAUGCGCACCAACUUCCGUGUCGAUCCCGCCGAUCAGGAGCCUUACCUGCCAGUGCUGACAGGAGUCCUCACGUGGAUACCGAUACUCAGGACCAGGAAUGUAGCCGAAGUCCUCGUACAGCACAUGUUCCCUAUGUGGCACGAGAAGCUGGAACAAUGGCUAGCGCUUGACGACGCCGACCUGAGUGAGGUGGCGGAGUGGUACGGUUGGUGGAGAGGCGUCCUGCCACCAGACGUUGCCGAAGCGCGAGGCGUCAGGGGCGAAUUUGACAAGGGUCUCCGCGUCAUGGUGAAUGCGGUAGCAGGAACAUGA
Molecule: messenger RNA, 2394 nt
Organism: Ilyonectria robusta
Lineage: Eukaryota; Fungi; Ascomycota; Sordariomycetes; Hypocreales; Nectriaceae
Product: GC-rich sequence DNA-binding factor-like protein-domain-containing protein
Exons: 1
Coding region: 1-2394 (797 amino acids)
Biological process (GO): spliceosomal complex disassembly
Cellular component (GO): U2-type post-mRNA release spliceosomal complex
Molecular function (GO): nucleic acid binding
Source: RefSeq, a predicted model, not a curated record